Thyridium curvatum is the source of this 3219-nucleotide messenger RNA. RefSeq lists its product as uncharacterized. The transcript is spliced from 4 exons. Gene Ontology annotation, molecular function: translation initiation factor activity; GTPase activity; GTP binding. The coding region runs from base 1 to 3219 and encodes 1072 amino acids. The record is from RefSeq and is a predicted model, not a curated record. Lineage: Eukaryota; Fungi; Ascomycota; Sordariomycetes; Thyridiales; Thyridiaceae.
AUGGCGCCCAAGAAGAAGGGAAACAAGAAGGGCAACGAUGACUGGGAGGCCGAGCUGGGCGAGAGCAUCGCCCCGCCCGCUGCAGACGGCGCCGACGCUGCUGCAGGCGAGCAGGAGGAUGAGGCGCCCACCGGCGGCCUCAUGGGCCUCAUGCGCAAGAACAAGGAGAAGCGCAAGAAGAAGGGCCUGUCUGAGGACUUUGUCGACGGCGAGAACCCGCCCGGUGUCGACGCCCCGCCCGCCGAGGACCUGACCUCCAAGGCCCCCGCCGAGGCCACCAUGGACGAUGAGUUCGCCCUGCCCGAGAAGAAGGGCAAGGGGGGCAAGGGAGGCAAGCAGCAGCAGGCAGCCAAGGCCGCUGACGACGACGAAGAAGGCGAGGGCGGUCGGAUGUUGACCAAGGCCGAGAAAGAGAAGCUCAAGAAGGAGCGGGAGAAGCAGCGCAAGAAGGAGCAGGCUGCCAAGAAAAAGGCCACUGGGCCGGUCAAGCCAGAGCCAGUGAAGGCCGCGGCACCUGAGAAGAAGGUGGAGGAGGCCCCGGAGCCGGCCGCUGCUCCUGCCGCCGCCGCCGCCGCCGGUGGCAAGAAGAAGAAGCUCCCGCCACACCUUGCGGCCAUUCAGAAGCAACAGGAGGAGCUGCGGCGGCGCAUGGAAGAAGAGUCGCGCCUCAAGGAGGAGGAGAAGGCCAAGCUCGAGGAACUCGAGCGCAUGGAGGCCGAGGAGGCCAGAAAGCGAGAGGAGGCCAAGGCCGCCAAGAAGCAAAAGGAGAAGGAGAAGAUCGAGCAGCUCAAGAAGGAGGGCAAGUUCAUGACAAAAGCACAGAAGGCCGAGAAGGCUCGCAACGAGCAGAAGCUGCAGCAGAUGAUUGCAGCUGGUGUCAAGAUCGGUGCCCUCGAGGGCGAGGGCGAGCAGAAGAAGAAGGUCACCUACGACAACAAGAAGCGUAGUGGCGGUCGCAAGGCCAAGGAGCUGGAGGAAGAGAAGGCACUCGCAGAAGCCGCCGAGCGGGCUCGCCAGCAGGCCGAAGCUGCGGCCAAGGAAGCUGAAGAGAAGGAGCGUGCGGCACGGGAGCAAGCCGAGAAGGAGGCUGCCGCAAAGGCCAAGGCCGCCGGAGACGAAGACGAGGUCGACGAGGACUGGGAAGCCGCAGCAGCUUCCGAUGACGACGUCAAGGACAGCUGGGACGCCGACUCCGACGAGGAGGCAGCCAAGAAAGAGGGGGCGAAGGAUGCCGCCGCUAACGGCAAGUCUUUGCCAUCUCGGCCCAAGGCAUCGGCUGGGGAUUCAGAGUCAGAGUCAGAAGAGGAGUCGUCCGACGACGAGGAAGCGACUGCUGCCAAGGCUGCUGAGGCUCAGAGGAAAAAGGAGGCAGCAGAGAGGCGCGAGAAGGCUCACCAAGCAGCACUCGCAGCCAGAUCAAAGGACAACCUCCGCUCUCCUAUCUGCUGUAUUCUUGGUCACGUCGAUACCGGUAAAACCAAGCUUCUCGACAAGAUUCGUCAGACCGACGUCCAGGGAGGCGAAGCUGGUGGCAUCACGCAGCAGAUCGGUGCUACUUACUUCCCAGUCGAUGCCAUCAAGCAGAAGACGGCCGUCGUCAACCGAGACGGUUCUUUUGAGUUCAAGGUCCCCGGUCUGCUCGUCAUUGAUACGCCUGGUCACGAGUCCUUCUCCAACCUGCGGUCGCGUGGAUCUUCCCUUUGCAACAUCGCCAUUCUCGUCGUCGAUAUCAUGCACGGUCUGGAGCCUCAGACUCUUGAGUCUAUGCGUAUGCUGAGAGAUAGGAAAACGCCUUUCAUUGUCGCCCUCAACAAGAUUGAUCGUCUUUAUGGCUGGAAGAAGGUCGACAACAAUGGCUUCCAGGAGAGUUUGGCUCUGCAGAGCAAGGGGGUCCAGAACGAGUUCAGGAACCGACUCGAGCAGACCAAGCUCGCCUUUGCCGAGCAGGGUUUCAACUCCGAGCUCUUCUACGAGAACAAGUCCAUGGCCCGCAACGUGUCCCUCGUGCCCACCUCUGCUCACACUGGUGAGGGUAUCCCGGAUAUGCUGAAGCUCAUUAUCCAGCUCACUCAGGAGAGGAUGGUUGGCUCUCUCAUGUACCUCUCCGAGGUCCAGGCUACCAUUCUCGAGGUCAAGGCCAUUGAAGGCUUUGGUAUGACCAUUGAUGUCAUCCUGUCCAACGGUAUCCUCCGAGAAGGAGACCGUAUCGUGCUGUGCGGUACAGAGGGGGCCAUUACGACCAACAUUAGAGCACUGCUCACACCUGCGCCUCUGAGAGAACUGCGGUUGAAGUCAGCCUAUGUUCACAACAAGGAGGUGAAGGCUGCAUUGGGUGUCAAGAUCAGCGCUCCUGGUCUCGAAGGUGCCAUUGCUGGUUCCAGACUGUUGGUUGUCGGACCGGAUGAUGAUGAGUCGGAUCUCGAGGACGAGGUCGAGUCUGAUCUCGCCACCCUGUUCAGCCGUGUCGAGCGAUCCGGCCGUGGUGUCAGUGUCCAGGCUUCCACCCUUGGUUCGCUCGAGGCCUUGCUCGACUUCCUCAAGGACUGCAAGAUUCCGGUCGCCAACGUUGGUAUCGGCCCGGUCUACAAGCGCGAUGUCAUGCAGUGCGGCAUCAUGUUGGAGAAGAGCCCCGACCACGCCGUCAUGCUCUGUUUCGACGUCAAGGUCGACAAGGAGGCGCAGGCGUACGCCGAGGAGCAGGGCAUCAAGAUCUUUACGGCCGAUAUUAUUUAUCACCUGUUUGAUGCCUUCACCAAGCACAUGGACGAGCUGCUCGAGAAGAAGAAGGAGGAGUCCAAGAUGCUGGCCGUUUUCCCCUGCGUGCUCAACACCGUUGCUGUCUUCAACAAGACGGGCCCCAUCGUCAUUGGUGUCGAUGUCGUCGAGGGUCAGCUCAAGAUCAACACGCCUAUUGCCGCCAUCAAGACGAAUCCCGUCACCGGCGUCAAGGAGGUUAUCAGUCUCGGCAGAGUCACCUCGAUCGAGCGCGACCACAAGCAGAUCCCCGUGUGCAAGAAGGGCCAGCCCUCGGUGGCCGUCAAGAUCGAGAUGGGCGGCCACCAGCCCACCUACGGCCGCCAGCUCGAGGAGUCGGACGCGCUCUACUCGCUCAUCUCGCGCGCCAGCAUCAACUGCCUCAAGGAGUUCUACCGCAAGGAGGUCUCCAACGACGAGUGGCAGCUCAUCAUCAAGCUCAAGCCGCUGUUUGACAUUCAUUAA